Molecule: messenger RNA, 1659 nt
Organism: Aedes aegypti (yellow fever mosquito)
Lineage: Eukaryota; Metazoa; Arthropoda; Insecta; Diptera; Culicidae
Product: probable cytochrome P450 4ac1
Exons: 4
Coding region: 51-1586 (511 amino acids)
Molecular function (GO): oxidoreductase activity, acting on paired donors, with incorporation or reduction of molecular oxygen; heme binding; iron ion binding
Source: RefSeq, a predicted model, not a curated record
AUCGCGUAGCGAUUUCAGUCCGGAAUUGAUCAGAUUCGAGAUUGGUAGUUAUGUUUUCGUCGGUGUUGUCGUUGGUGAUCAUAACGUUGAUCGUGCUGUUGGCGGUCUAUGAGUGGUAUUUGCGCCAGCGGGACGGUUAUCGAGCGGCUUUGCAGUAUCCGGGAGGACCGAUGCUUCCCGUACUGGGCAACAUCCUGGAAGUGUUGAUCAAGGACACCGUGCAAACGUUCAACUAUGCGCGAUCGAAUGCUCUGAAGUAUGGACGGUCUUACCGGCAGUGGAUCUUCGGAAACGUGAUAUUGAAUGUCAUAAGGAUUCGUGAAGCGGAACCGAUUCUUUCCAGUACGAAGCACACCCGGAAGAGCAUACUCUAUCGAUUCUUGGAGCCGCUGAUGGGCGAUGGGUUGCUGUGUAGCAAGGGAAGCAAGUGGCAGGCCAGGCGGAAGAUCCUGACACCGGCGUUCCAUUUCAGCAUCUUGAACGACUUUUUGCAAGUGUUCCAGGAGGAGGCAGAAAAAUUGGUGGGGCUACUGGAUAGUUGUGCCGAUGCUGAAGAAGAGGUCGUCCUGCAGUCGAUCGUGACCAGGUUCACGCUGAACACGAUCUGUGAGACGGCUAUGGGUGUCAAGCUGGAUACGUUCAUUGGCGCGGAUAAGUACCGAUCGCAAGUCUACGAUGUGGGUGAAAGGAUCGUUCAUCGGACGAUGACUCCGUGGUUGUACGACGAUGGAGUCUACAAUCUGUUUGGGUAUCAGAAGCCGCUGGAGGAUGCAAUAGAACCCAUUCAUGACUUCACUCGAAGCAUUAUUCGGCAAAAACGUGAGGAGUUGAAGCAGGAUUCGACGAUGCACAUCGAGGAUUCUGAUGGAAUAUAUGAAUCGAAGCAACGUUACGCUAUGUUGAAUACCUUGCUGAUGGCCGAAGAAAACGAUGUCAUAGAUGAAGAGGGAAUACGGGAAGAAGUGGACACCUUCAUGUUCGAAGGGCAUGACACGACCGCAGCAGGUUUGAUCUUCUCGAUUCUGUUGCUGGCCACAGAGCAAGAAGCUCAACAACGCGUAUACGAUGAGCUUUUGAAGGCCCGUAGUACAAAAUCGGAGAGCGAAGCAUUCACCAUAGCGGACUACAACAACUUGAAGUACCUGGAUCGCUUCGUGAAGGAAGCACUUCGGCUGUAUCCGCCGGUGUCGUUCAUCUCGCGGAAUCUCUCAGGACCGUUGGAAGUUGAUUCAACAACAUUUCCUCACGGUACUAUCGCACACAUACACAUCUACGAUCUACAUCGUGAUCCGGAGCAGUUUCCCGAUCCGGAACGAUUCGAUCCCGAUAGGUUCCUGCCGGAGGUGGCCGCCAAGAGGAACCCUUAUGCGUAUGUGCCGUUUAGUGCCGGCCCCAGGAACUGUAUCGGACAGAAAUACGCCCUAUUGGAGAUGAAAACGGUACUGUGCGCUCUGCUGAUUAACUACCGCAUUCUACCGGUGACUACGCGGCAAGAGGUGAUCUUCAUAGCCGAUCUGGUACUGCGAGCGAAAACCCCGAUCAAGGUUCAAUUCGCUAAGCGGAAAGCAAAUGCAACGCGUAGCUAGACGUAGAUUACAUUUGUGUACACCAAAUCUAGACCAAAACAUCGUCAAUAAAAAUAAAUUGAUUAUCAGCGUU